This is a messenger RNA of Coccinella septempunctata (seven-spotted ladybird), 1050 nucleotides long. RefSeq lists its product as uncharacterized. NCBI's taxonomy places the organism in Eukaryota, Metazoa, Arthropoda, Insecta, Coleoptera, Coccinellidae. The transcript has 3 exons. The record is from RefSeq and is a predicted model, not a curated record. The coding region runs from base 1 to 1050 and encodes 349 amino acids.
AUGUGGACAAUUUGCAAAGAAAUCAGAGGACAGAAUAAUGCAGGGGAAUGUGGGAUGGAAGGAGUUCCACGUGAGAUUGCACAAAAGUUCAAUUACUUCUUCAAUAAUGUUGUUCCACAGGCGUGGGCACAGCCAGAAUGUAAACUUAGGCAGAAUGACAGAUCUAUGUACCUAAAACCAACCACCCCAACUGAAAUAUUAGAAAUAGGGAAAUCACUCAAAAAUAAACAUACCAGCGGUGUUGAUGACAUACCCACCAGCAUAAUUAAACUGGCUCUGCCUGAAAUAAAUGAAGUCCUAGCACACCUUAUCAAUCAGUCGUUCAAAGAAGGAGAAUUCCCAGAACAACUCAAAAUAGCAAUUAUAAAACCAGCAUUAAAAAAAGGAGAUCCUAAAGACAUGGGGAACUACAGGCCUAUUACCCAUGGAAUAAGAGGAAUGGCAUUCAAGUGGUUGAAAUCAUACCUGAGCAAUAGAAAACAAAAAGUAAGAAUUAACAAAGAUGGAGAGAGUGCUGAAUCGGAGGAAAUGAUAAAUAAUAGAGGUAUAGCUCAGGGAAGUAUCCUGGGACCCCUUCUUUUUCUUGUCUUCCUCAAUGAUCUAGAAGACAUAGUGAAGGAAGAGGAGGAAGAAUCAUUGUUGAACUAUGCGGAUGAUACCAGUUUGUUGAUCGGAGCGAAAGAAAAGGAUACUUUAAUCAGAUCGGGAACUAACUUCUUCAAUAGGACACAAGAAUGGUUAAAGAAUAAUGAUCUCAAAUUAAAUGUGGAAAAGACGAACUUACUGAUUUUCAGCACCAACAGAAGUAAUAAAAGCAGACCAACAAGCAUAACAUUGGAAAGUAAAGAAAUUCCUGUAACAGAUAACACAAAAUUCCUGGGGAUAUUCAUUGACUCCUUCCUGUCAUUCAGGGCGCAUGCAGAAUAUUUAGGACAAAAGUUGAGUCAGAUUAAUUUUGCCUUGAGAAUAUCUAAAAGAUAUUUGAGUGAAAAAGUAUUAAAAAUUCUGUAUCAUGCAAAUUUUGAAUCUAGGCUGAGAAGAGAACUCUGA